Molecule: messenger RNA, 1732 nt
Organism: Hevea brasiliensis (rubber tree)
Lineage: Eukaryota; Viridiplantae; Streptophyta; Magnoliopsida; Malpighiales; Euphorbiaceae
Product: disease resistance protein RUN1-like
Exons: 2
Coding region: 77-1711 (544 amino acids)
Biological process (GO): signal transduction; defense response
Molecular function (GO): ADP binding
Source: RefSeq, a predicted model, not a curated record
UCUUGUAUCAGACUAGAUUACCCAAAUAUUCAUCUCUAGUAUUUUGCUUUCUCUACCUUCUUCAAACUCAGUUAUCAUGGCUUCUACUUCUUCAUCAGCCCCUCCCUGCAAGUACGAUGUUUUUAUUAGUUUUAGAGGCAAAGAUACCCGUUAUGGUAUUCUCUCCCAUCUCUUUGAAGCUUUGCAGCGAAAGCAAAUCAAUGCCUUCUUGGAUGAAGAACUUCGUAAAGGAGAAGAGAUCUCACCAGCUCUCUUGAAAAUAAUCCAAGAAUCCAGUGUCUCAAUUGUCAUUUUCUCUGAAAAUUAUGCAGAUUCUGCAUGGUGCUUGGAUGAGCUUGUUGAGAUACUUAAAUGCAGGGAAGAAUCAGGACAAAUAGUCCUACCAGUUUUUUACAAAGUAGAUCCCACUGAGGUUCAAGACCUGACAGGGAAUUUCGGGAAGGCACUUGCUAUGCAUGGAGAAAAAGGCAAUUCACAGAAGGUGGGCCAGUGGAAGCGUGCUUUGAUGGAAGUAAGCAACUUUUCAGGAUGGGAUUUACAGGAAAUCAAGUAUGAGGCCAAAUUAGUUGAGGGAAUUGUCAAUGAUGUUUUGAUCAAAUUUAGUGAUAUGUCUAAAGGUGAUGAUUCUUAUGAUCGCAACUUGAUUGGAAUUAAACUGCGUGUGGAAGAAGUGGAACGGUUGUUAAAUGAGAAGCAGAUUGUAGGAAUUUGGGGGAUGGGAGGCAUUGGUAAAACAACUAUUGCACAAGAAGUAUUUCAUCGAAACAAGAAUAAAUUUGAUGGUCAUUGUUUCGUUGAAAAUGUUAGGGAAACAAUGACAAAGCAAUCAUCAAAUUCAGUGCGAGUCAAAAUCAUUCAACAAUUAUUAAGGGACAAACAUGUAGACAGUUUGAAUGAUUCUACUAGGAGAAGGCUUAAGAGUAAGAAGGUAUUGAUUGUUUUUGAUGAUGUAGAGGAUCGAAACCAUUUAAAAGAUUUAGCAGGAGAUUGUGAUUUGUAUGGUGAGGGAAGUAGAAUCAUCAUAACUAGUAGAGAUUCACUUGGUUUAUCAGAGGAAGACAGAUAUGAGGUUGAGAAGUUAAGUGAUUCUCAAGGUCUGGAACUCUUUAGCUUGCAUGCCUUCGAGCAAAAUCAUUCCAAGGAAGAAUAUAAGGAGCUAUCAAACAACGCAAAAAAAUAUGCUGGAGGCAAUCUAUUAGCUCUUAAAGUUUUGGGAUCUCAUUUAUUUAAUAUGCACAUAGAAGAAUGGGAAAGUGAAUUGGAAAAAUUGAAAGUUGAACCUCUUGAGAAAAUUCAAGCUGUUUUGAAAACAAGUUAUGAUGGGCUAGGGGAUAAGGACAAGGACAUAUUUCUUGAUAUUGCAUGUUUCUUCAAAGGGCAAAAUAAAGAUGAGGUUGAGAGAAUAUUAGAAGCAUUUGGUUUCUUUCCAAAAAGUGGAAUACCUCGCUUACUUAAAAAAUCUCUCAUAACUGUUUCGUCACUCAAUGAGAUUCAUAUGCAUGACUUGCUAGAGCAAAUGGGCAAGGAUAUUGUUAUUAAGGAAUGCAAACAGCCUGGAGGACGCAGCAGGUUGUGGAAUUAUGAAGAUAUUAGUCAUGCAUUGACAACAGGGAUGGUAAGGACCAAAUUAAUCAAUGAAGCUUUUUUCAUUAUCAUAUUUGAAUUUUGUAAGAAUUGUAGAUCUCGUGAUGAAUUAAGUAUUAAUCAAUAAUCCUUUUUGCUGUUAUUUUAC